AUCUCAAGCAGCUUGCAUUUCUCCACUACUUGCAGCAAUUAAUUGCUUCUGUCGUAUCGCAUAAACUCGGCGUGCACUGCGUUUCUACCUCUUGAUUUCUUGUUGAUGUCUGAUGAUACCGAAUUGUCUCGAUAGAACUUUCGUCGCAGUUCCUUUCUCUUUCUUCCCGUUUUGCUCCAUCGCCUCUAUAUUAUUUCCCUGCAAAUAUCUUCUUCUCGUCACCAGCGGUUUGCUCCUAUGUUUGUCUUGUGUAAGACCAAAAGGGAGGUUUUGUCUUUUGGGGACGCAAAAGUCCUUCCAAACCAUGUAUAUCUUGUACCUGCUAAGAGCGACCAAAAUCUUCACUCCCGUCACAUCCUAUAUAACUUCUUGAAUAAUCUACCAGACCCUCCGGUCUACAUUUACCACUAAUGCUGUACCUCUUCCACGAAAAGCU
This is a messenger RNA of Aspergillus costaricaensis CBS 115574, 436 nucleotides long. RefSeq lists its product as uncharacterized. The record is from RefSeq and is a predicted model, not a curated record. The transcript has a single exon. The coding region runs from base 113 to 373 and encodes 86 amino acids. NCBI's taxonomy places the organism in Eukaryota, Fungi, Ascomycota, Eurotiomycetes, Eurotiales, Aspergillaceae.